UGUCUAACAGCGGCUCACGAUAAUUUCUUCUUAAUCCGUCUCCGUCACUCGCCGCGUUUUUUAUUCUAAUUUAAGAAAUUUUGAAUAAAUAAAUAAUUUAGAAAUGAGAAUAAGCAGUCGAGCUAGAGCAAUUACCAAUGGCUCACCGAUACCGGUUGGAAUGGAUAGCAAGCAAGUCUUGAUUCAUGUAGUGUUUCCCGUUGAAUACGACGUUGGUAGGUGGACUUCACUCAAGUCUGAUCCACCGAUUACUGAGAUGACAACGGCGACUGUCAAUCCAACGCAUUUCGUACAAAAUUCAGACAGUUUGCAUACAGCAAUCAAACCCAUCAUCAAUCUUGCCCAGUGUUUCGCUGUUUUUCCAGUAAAUGGGGUGAAUACACCGGACUCCUCUCAUCUCAAAUUCACAUGGAGAAGUCUCAAAAUCCUGUACAGUAUGAUAGUCCUGGUAUUGUCUGUAAUAAUGACAGGAGCGAGUAUUCACCGGAUACUCUCCAGCACAUUCACCUCCCCAAAAAUGACUACAUUAGUAUUUUUCGGCGCAUCCUGCGUCACGAACGUCCUCUUCCUGAGACUAGCUAUGCGAUGGCCAGGGAUAGCUGCUAAAUGGGAGAAAAUUGAGCGAGAAUUAGCUACUCGUCAUCGACGAACAUCAAAGUACAAUCUUGUCGCUCGAUAUAAAAUCAUUACAGUGACUGUUAUGGCAAUAGCUCUCAUCGAGCAUGCACUUUCCCUAGUGUCCGGUUAUCUGAGUGCAUCUGAAUGUGCCCAAUUACAAGGCGAUCCUGACGUUCUCGGGGUGUACUUCAAAACACAAUUCCCCCAGGUUUUCAACAAAACAGUUUACUCAAUCUGGAAGGGCCUGAUGGUACAGGGUAUCAACGUUCUCACGACAUUCUCCUGGAAUUUUCUCGACCUCUUCCUCAUCCUCAUGAGCACAGCAUUGACUUACCACUUUGGAUUACUCAAUGCAAGACUCAACUCAAUUAAGGACAAGACAAUGCCAGAGUGGUGGUGGUCAGAGGCGAGGACCGAUUAUAAUCGUCUUGCUUCACUUACAAGACAAGUGGAUUCUGAUAUCUCUGGACUUAUUCUACUGUCUUUUGGAAUCAAUCUGUAUUUUAUUUGCAUGCAGCUUAUGUAUUCGUUCAAUCGAGUGCCCAAUGUUAUUCGUACGAUAUACUUUGGAUUCUCUUUUGGGGCGGUUAUCGCGAGAACAGCAGCUGUUUCUCUGUCUGCUGCAUCAGUACAUGAUGAAUCAUUACUUCCUGCACCGGUAUUGUACAGUGUUUCUAGCUCGAGUUACUCAACAGAGGUGGUUAGAUUCUUGUCCCAAGUAACAACAGACACUAUAGGAUUGACAGGAAUGAAGUUUUUUUCCAUUACCCGCAGUCUUGUUCUCACAGUUGCAGGAACAAUAAUCACUUAUGAACUUGUUCUCGUGCAAUUCAAUGCCGUCCAACAGGUGAACCCUUCAAACUUGACAAAUGCUUGCGAACUGAAGUAACCACGCGUCAGCACCUCCUUCAUAGUUUCGAAAAAAAAUAUAGAAAUUUUUUUACUUUCUGUCUUAAAAUUCUUUUCGUCAACUCUCCUUCUUAUUUAUUUAUCUCUCGGUAUCACCGAAACUGACACGUUCUCACGAAUCUCUCGCUUGUCACAAAUUUAAUAAAUCUAUUUGACUACUGUG
Diachasmimorpha longicaudata is the source of this 1690-nucleotide messenger RNA. Its product is annotated as gustatory receptor for sugar taste 64f-like. The record is from RefSeq and is a predicted model, not a curated record. Lineage: Eukaryota; Metazoa; Arthropoda; Insecta; Hymenoptera; Braconidae. Bases 104 to 1507 code for a protein of 467 amino acids. The transcript has 10 exons. Gene Ontology annotation, molecular function: taste receptor activity. Gene Ontology annotation, biological process: sensory perception of chemical stimulus; detection of chemical stimulus involved in sensory perception of taste. Gene Ontology annotation, cellular component: membrane.